UAGAGAAACACAUUUACUAGGUGCCUACUGUGUGCUGCGUGUUUUAAACAGAUUAUAUAAUUGCAUCCUCACAAUACGCUCAUGAAGUAGGUGGUACGUCUCCACUUAAAAAAUGAAGCUGAAGCUUAGCCAUACCGAGUGACUUGCCCAAGAUGGCCCAGCGAGUGAUGGAUGCAGGCAGGAUUCAAAUCCCGUCCGACUCCAAAGCCUACACGCAUUUCACAACCCGGCCCUCCUUUACUAUCUAUUGUCUCACUCCACGCUCACUGCAAGCCUAUGCGGUGUAUUAUUGCCCCAUUUCACCGAGGAGGAGAGUGAGGCUCCGAGUGGUGAAAUGACCUGCCCAGUAAGGGGUCUGUCCUCGAGGGGGCGGAGUAGAGCGGGAGGAGUGCUCACGUGGGCGCGGAUGCCGCAGCCCGGCCCCUCCUCCCGGCCCUGCCUCGCGCUCCGGCUCCCACCUUUCCAGGUCCUGAUCCCGCGCACCCCGACUGCGAACUACACUUCCCGGCAGGACGUGAGAGCGCGCACGCGCAGCGGGGCCUCCGCCAUGGCGACCGUACUGUCCAGGGCGCUCAAGCUCCCGGGGAAGAAGAGCCCGGACCUGGGGGAGUAUGACCCCCUCACACAGGCCGACAGCGACGAGAGUGAAGAUGAUCUCGUGCUUAACCUGCAGCAGAAGAACGGAGGGGUCAAGAACGGGAAGAGUCCGCUGGGAGAAGCACCAGAGCCCGACUCGGAUGCUGAGGUCACUGGGGCUGGGAAGCCCCAUCUCUCGGAGGUCACCACGGAGGGGUACCCCUUGGAGCCCCUGGGGGCCCUGGAGCAGAAGGCGGCCUCCUCCAUCGCGUCCUACGUGCGCACGUCUGUCUUUCUGCUGAUGCUGGUCAUCUCCAUGGUCCUGGUACUCGUGUGUGCCUUCCUGAUCCCCUGUCCCCCCCGAGACCUGCACAGCACGUGGAGCCGCCACUUGGGCCCCCAGGGAGGUGGGGACCUGUCUCCACUGGACCUGGCAGACGUGAACGGAGACGGCCUGCGUGACGUGCUUCUCUCCUUCGUGACAUCAGGGAAUGGGAGCACCGCUGGUGUCUCAAGGUCACCUGCUGUCCUCGUGUGCCUUUCGGGGAUGAAUGGCAGUACGCUCUGGUCUAGUCCCCUCCCCGAGGAGGCCCGAGAUAUUACCUGUCUGGAUCUAAUGCCAGGGAGAGUGGCCGAAACCGUCUGCCUUGUGACGGGGACACACAAGAUGCUCAGUGCAUUCAACGCGACAUCAGGGAAAGCCAUUUGGACUUUAGACCCACACUACUUACCCAACGGUACCCUGGCUGCCCCAGGCGUGGUGCUGCCAGACCUGGAUGAAGAUGGCAUUAGAGAUCUCGCAGUUCUGGUCAUUGGGGAAUUGCAGCCAGAUCUGUGCUUCCUGCUGGUGUCUGGCCGGACGGGGAAUCCCGUGGGCCGACCCGUGAAGUACAACAUCGUCGGAGUGGGGAACCUGAUCGGCCCUCAGGUUUACAUCACCACCAACGGGGCUGCCUACAUCCUGUUUGGCUUUGGAAAUAUCCAGGCUGUCGCCCUGCGGGACAUUUUUGUUCAGGCCCAAAAUCGAGACAGCUUACCACCUUCCCUGCAGAUAGACGAGCCCGAGUGGGAGAGGCGGAGAUCCAUCAACCUGUCUGAGCUCAUUGACAUUUACAGCGAUGGGGUGGAGCUCCUCCAGACGGUGAAGGUGCCGGGUUCCAACAGCAGCAACCUCCUGAUCACAACCAGCCGAGGCCUUGUUCUGCUCCAGGGGCAAAACCUCACACCUUCCUGGACCUUGAGCCUCCAAGGCCUGCGCAGCCAGCCUACUCCUGGGUAUUUCACGGAUGACGAGACGUUAGACUUCCUUCUGCAGAUACCGAAUGGAGUUGGGCUGAAAAAGGUGAUGGUGGUGGAUGGGGACUCUGGCAUGGUCGCUUGGAGUUACAGCAUUCCGUGUCACAUGGAAGAAGCUCCGGCCACCUCAGCAGCCGCUGUGGACCAGAAGUCUGUCUUCCUCUUCUGGGCUGAAGGGCUGUCAGCUGCAUCGCCCAAUCCUGAUGUCGUCCUAGGAACCGAGCCACCCAGCCUUCACCACCUGUACCUCCUGCAUCCAGCCUUCCCCUCCAUUCUUCUGGAUCUGGCCAAUGCCACCGGCACCGUGACGGCUUCAGAGGUUGGGAUCAACGACCUCUGGAAAGAUGCCUUUUAUGUUACCAGGACAACAGGGCCAAGCUCUGAAGGGCAUCCCGCACCCCUGGUGGUCAGCAAGCUUAGUCUGCGGUGGGCACUGAUGGAGGGCCAAGUGGUCCAGCUAAAGGAGACGGCCCCCAAAAUUGGCCGCGGGGAGCUGCGAAGAUUCCUCUCUAGGAUAAAGUUCGUUGACUCUCCCUACCAGAUCUAGGCUGCUGGAGUCUUCAGUUUCAGAAGAAGUGAACUGAAUGGUACCGUCUCUCUCCAGCUGGAGAGGACGACUUCUGUCACCCACUCCGCCGCAUCUGCGUGAAUGUUGCCAAACACUUUGGAAGGCACUUGGAGGUCUUGGAUAACAGCACGAUCCGUUUGGCUGGGGUGCUGCCCUUCCAACCCCCUAAUUAACCCCUUCUAGGUGUUCUGUGUGGAUAGUUUGGAAAUGUGAAUCUUGUGUUAUUUUUUGUGUGUCUAAUUUAUGAACCCUUGCUGGGAAAUUCCAGUGAAGUCCUUCCCUGGAACAUUUUGUUGUGCGUUACGCCCUGAGUGUGUAUCUGUUGGUGUGGUGAUGAAACCUUCUCUAGAUAAGUAUGUCCUAAGCUCCAGGGACCCAGGUUCUCAUCCGUCCGAAACACAUCUGGUUGGUUUGGGCCUCUUGAGACUCCCAGAUAGCCUACCUCUGACUUGGAGGGCCCCUCAGCAUUUCUCCCCUUCGUCUCCCCCUACCUGUACCUCGGCUACAGUAGAGAGAAAGACUGACACGGGGAUGGCGCGAGCCACCCAGAAUCCUCAUCUCUUCCUUGUUUUGUGGCUCCUGUCUCCUCUCUCCUCACAUGUUCCUUUGCUCUGUAUUCAGUGACCAUAACAAUAACCCUGUUCCUAUCAGAAGGGGAACAGGAGAAGUUUAAACGCCCCACCUCUGACAAGGUCCAUAGGUUAUGGACGUGGUUCAGGUAGUUCCUCCAGUCACGAGCGUUUUACCGUGGUCAGUUCGGACAUGCUCAGGUGUGCACCAUCCACAGCUUAGAGGAAAACUCAAGUCAGGAAUGCCUGAGGCUGGCAGCCUCGUCCCCUUUAUCUCCGCCCUGCUUUCUCAGCAUCGUCUCCUAGUGGGCGUCCUCCUUUCUGCCUCUCAUUUUGCUUUUUAUUCAGGGAUAUUUUUGCUUUGCUUGCAUGAGAGCGAAGCUGUUUCUGGACUUUGGCUCCUCGAGUCCAGCAUGCAACCAUUCUGCCCUGUACCCUCCCUUCCUUGUAGAGCCUUUGAAGCAGAGUAUUUUGAGAAUAUGUCUGUGUAAAUACUAUAGCUUUUUAUAAAUGGAGAAGUUCUUUAGAAUUAUCUCCAGAGCUUAUUUCUUCCUUCUUCUGUAUGAAUAUGUUACUUUAUCAGGUUCUCCCCUAAACUUCUAGGUCAUUGUUUAUAUAGCAGACAAUCCCACGUUAGCUGGGAGAGAACCGCUGUUCUUCUCAAACAAUUUUGAUAGGUCAUCCCUGAGUGCGCUCGGGUUCUCUCUUUACUUGAGCCCUUGUCUUUUUAGCUUGUGUUACUAAAGAGAUUCCAGAAAAUCGGGAUGCCAGAUUUAAAGGGGUAUGUCUGAAUUGCCCACUGGUAGGCUUUGUGACGUAACCGAAGGUUGGUAGCCGGAGCUGUAAGCAGGCAUGUUGCCUGGCCUGUAGACUGGCCUCGCCAGGUUUCUGCCCCCUUCCCGCCUGAAGUCCCUGAAAGCAAAUUUGGUUUCAACACUUUGGAAGGCACGUGUGGGUCCAGCUUCUUGUGAACUUGGGAGAACAAUUAGGACACACCCAAGAGCCUGGGAUUGAUUUCCAGAUUCACUUCUAGGGUUUGAAUCUGCCUGGGCAGAAGGGCGUAGGAUCUAGUUCAGUCUAGCAGAGAAGCCUAAGGCCUGAUUCAUAGUCAACCGAAUACCUGAAGCCUGAGUGGCAGCCUGGGCUGGGCCACCUCGUUCUCUACCACGUGGAGGCUUUCAGGGCUGCCAGCCACUUUAGGCAGGAGUCAAACGCAAAGUUGUUUACGGAGGAUCUGGUUUGGGAGGACUGUUGGGGGCAGGAGACUAUAUUUAUGCUGGGCGAGUCCCAGAAACACCUAAGCAGCAGCUAGGGAAAACAGCGGCCCUAAAUUCUUUGUGGUGUGUUUGCAGACUAACUUCACAUAGAUUGUUUGGUCUCUGAUCAGUUUGAAUCUCUCUUGCUAAACACAGGACACAAGCUCUAGGUUUCUUCUUCCUCCUGCAGCCGGUACAGGGGGAGUAAAUGGCGGCUGAAGAUCGAGGAAGCUUCACCUGAUCGGUGUGGGUGCUGGUCUCGUCCAAUGUGUCCCUAAACUUCCUUCUCCUCGCAGGCAACCCCCCAGCCAGACGUCAAAGAUAGGAAGUGCUCUUCUCUUUCGGGGUUGCCAGCAGAGCCAAUCAAGCGCUACUUAGAAAGAGGAUUGGCUUCAGUGAAUGCCGGGGUGUUCCUUCUCCCAGUCUCUCCUCUUUCCUUCCCGUGCAAGCCCUCUACCCUAGACGACAUCCUCCCACCCCCAGAGGGACUCUGCUCCCCCUUCUAGUGUGGUACCCCCCACCUCGACUGUGAAUGGCCGCCCUUACUGCUUGUGUUAGAGAAGAGCCGGCUGGUACGUUGUCGGGAAGCGCUGUUUAAAAUGUGAAUCGUUACAGAACAAAUAAACACUGUGUGUAGGA
Delphinapterus leucas (beluga whale) is the source of this 4904-nucleotide messenger RNA. RefSeq names its product family with sequence similarity 234 member B (gene FAM234B). Lineage: Eukaryota; Metazoa; Chordata; Mammalia; Artiodactyla; Monodontidae. The record is from RefSeq and is a predicted model, not a curated record. Gene Ontology annotation, molecular function: protein binding.